Messenger RNA from Camelina sativa (false flax), 794 nucleotides. NCBI's taxonomy places the organism in Eukaryota, Viridiplantae, Streptophyta, Magnoliopsida, Brassicales, Brassicaceae. The record is from RefSeq and is a predicted model, not a curated record.
AUGGCUUACUUGACAGCCACUCAUCCUGCUGCGGCUGGCGUUCUCGGGUCCUCUCCAUACAAACCACCACCACCGGCUGUUCAACCAACACAACUCCCACCAAGCCUUGCCGCCGCUUUUGGGACAAUGACGGUGCAAGAUCCGGUGGAUGGCAAAUGGUAUAUGGACACUGCUGCGACGUCCCAUCUCACGGCACAACCAGAUCCUACUCUCACUCUUGUCUCAUUAUUNCGUGGAAAUUUCACUGAUAGUGAAGAUCAAAUCAUUGUUAAACUUCACAGUUUGUUCGGAAACAAAUGGUCGUUGAUUGCUGGAAAAUUACCGGGAAGAACAGAUAAUGAGAUUAAAAAUUAUUGGAACACACAUAUAAAGCGGAAACUUCUUAGCCGUGGGAUUGACCCAAACACUCACAAUUCGAUCAUCCAACCCAAAACGGCAGCUUUUCAUUCUCGAAACAGAGAUGUGAAGCCGACGUGUCAUCAUGUUAACGCUUAUGUUAAAUUGAAUUGUGCCUCCGCGAGUGGUACGACCUCAGACGAGGAUCUUCGGUUAAGUGUUGAUCGCGAUUACAGAUUUGAUAUUGUGGACAGUGAGCUGAACUUGAACCUCACACUCGGGUCUAGUCCGAAUCGAUGGGCGGCGCGUGACGUUUGUGUUUGUAACUUGGGAUCACGUGAACCUUGUAUGAAUUGCCAGACGGCCAAAUGGGUUCUUUAGUGUUUUAUACUAUAUAACAUCAAUACAAGUUGUGUCUUUUUGGAGUAGUGUGCACCAAACACUAUCUUAAGAAAAUA